AUGGAAGAUAGCAGCGACCCAGUCACCGAGGAUGUGGUCUGUGUUGGUACCCUACAAGAACUUGUGGACAGGGCCAUCCUUUUCCGGAAUGUUGUAGAAAUUACGUCUAUCAGAACCAAGAACAGCUGGUAUCUUUUCACGUGCUCCGGAAGCCAGUGUCGUAAGGGACUAACGAGAGAGGAAGGUUACUUCGUUUGCAAGGCGUGUAAAUCAAAGGUUGAUUAUCCGAGAACGAGGUUUCGCAUUCAAGCGGAUGUAACUGAUGGAACAAUGAGUACCGUUGUCACCCUCUUUGAUGAAGUUGCUGAGAAGCUGGUUAAGAGGACUGCAAAAUCCUUAGUUGAGGAACAGUUGACGGAUACUUCUAUUGAUUCUCCCAUACUACCCUCCGCCCUCGAGGCCCUUAUUGGAACAAAGCACACUUUCGAAAUUAAGAGCCACACCUACUACCGUUAUGGAGAAUAUGAGAGCUUCAAUUGCGGCAAGAUUGUUGGGCCUGAUAUGGAUGAAACAGGUGGGAGUGUGAAUGUUGUUCCGUCGGAUUUGGAUGGAAGCCCAUCUGCCACCCUAAAGCGUGACUCGAACCUCCCGCCCCCAACCCCCGGAUCUGGACGGAAACUUAGAAAGCUCUGCAUUCAAGAAUCAGAUGACGAUGCUGAUGAGGUGUCCAUUGACUGUACGGGAGUUAAUGAUAUGGUGGACGAUAGCGACGAUGCUAAGGAGGGUUCCCUCUGA
Molecule: messenger RNA, 735 nt
Organism: Helianthus annuus (common sunflower)
Lineage: Eukaryota; Viridiplantae; Streptophyta; Magnoliopsida; Asterales; Asteraceae
Exons: 5
Coding region: 1-735 (244 amino acids)
Source: RefSeq, a predicted model, not a curated record